AUGACCUGCUUUUCAGAUAUCACCGUCCAGUCAGUUUUCUGCGGCUGCUGUGGCUGCUCAGGGCAGAAGCGGCAAGUGAGAACACAAGUGAGCCUCAGCAAAGAUGAAGAACUUUCAGAGAAACACACUCAACGCCGUAGGGCGUGGUUCAGCAAAUUGCCCAUCAAGAAGCAAUCCAGCCGUGUGCAACCAUCAACGCGAAAGCCGCUGCCUCCCCUCCCGGCCUCCGAGGCUGCUGAAGAGAAGAUCCAGGUCAAGGCGCUCUAUGACUUUCUGCCCAGAGAACCCUGCAACUUGGCCCUCAAGAGGGCAGAAGAGUACCUGGUUUUGGAGAAGUGUGAUCCUCACUGGUGGAAGGCGAGGGACUGCCUGGGGAAUGAAGGUUUAAUCCCAAGCAACUACGUGACUGAAAACAAAAUCACCAACUUAGAAAUAUAUGAGUGGUACCAUAGAAACAUUACCAGAAACCAGACAGAACGUCUAUUGAGACAAGAGGCUAAAGAAGGUGCAUUUAUUGUCAGAGAUUCAAGACAUUUGGGAUCCUACACAAUUUCUGUAUUUAUAAGAGCUAGAAGAAGUACAGAGGCGACCAUCAAACAUUAUCAGAUAAAAAGGACCGACUCAGGACAAUGGUACGUGGCUGAGAGACAUCUCUUUCAAUCCAUCCCCGAGCUGAUCUGGUAUCACCAGCACAAUGCGGCAGGCCUCCUGACCCGUCUCCGCUACCCAGUCGGGCUGAUGGGCAGCUGCGUGCCGGCCACAGCGGGUUUCACCUAUGAAAAGUGGGAGAUCGACCCCUCUGAGCUGGCGUUUGUAGAGGAGAUUGGAAGUGGCCAGUUUGGGGUGGUCCAUUUGGGUACGUGGCGAGCCCACAUCCGGGUGGCCAUCAAGGCCAUCAGUGAAGGCGCCAUGUCUGAAGAGGAUUUCAUUGAAGAGGCUAAGGUGAUGAUGAAACUGUCGCAUUCAAGAUUGGUGCAGCUGUAUGGAGUCUGCACACAGCAGAAGCCCCUCUAUAUUGUGACGGAGUUCAUGGAGCAUGGUUGCCUGCUCAACUAUCUCCAGGAGAGGAAAGGAAUGUUCCAGAAGGAGCUGCUGCUGAGUGUGUGCCAGGACGUCUGUGAAGGGAUGGUGUAUCUGGAGAGGAGCUGCUAUAUCCACAGGGAUUUGGCGGCCAGGAAUUGUUUGGUCAGUUCCACAUGUGUAGUAAAGAUCUCGGACUUUGGAAUGACAAGGUACGUUUUGGAUGAUGAAUACAUUAGUUCUUCGGGAGCCAAGUUUCCCAUCAAGUGGUCUCCUCCGGAAGUUUUUCAUUUCAACAAAUACAGCAGUAAAUCCGACGUCUGGUCCUUUGGAGUUUUAAUGUGGGAGGUUUUUACUGAAGGAAAAAUGCCUUUUGAAAAUAAGUCAAAUUUGCACGUCGUGGAGACCAUUUCUAAAGGCUUUAGGCUGUAUCGCCCUCGGCUGGCCCCGAUGUCCAUUUACGAAGUCAUGUACAGCUGCUGGCACGAGAAACCUAAAGGCCGCCCUACAUUUGCUGAGCUCUUGCAGACUCUCACGGAGAUUGCAGAAACCUGGUGA
This is a messenger RNA of Carlito syrichta (Philippine tarsier), 1578 nucleotides long. RefSeq names its product TXK tyrosine kinase (gene TXK). Gene Ontology annotation, biological process: peptidyl-tyrosine autophosphorylation; regulation of platelet activation; adaptive immune response. NCBI's taxonomy places the organism in Eukaryota, Metazoa, Chordata, Mammalia, Primates, Tarsiidae. The transcript has 14 exons. The coding region runs from base 1 to 1578 and encodes 525 amino acids. The record is from RefSeq and is a predicted model, not a curated record. Gene Ontology annotation, molecular function: ATP binding; protein binding; non-membrane spanning protein tyrosine kinase activity.